This is a messenger RNA of Manis pentadactyla (Chinese pangolin), 10125 nucleotides long. It is a transcript of the gene RAPGEF6, whose product is annotated as Rap guanine nucleotide exchange factor 6. Gene Ontology annotation, molecular function: protein binding; guanyl-nucleotide exchange factor activity. Bases 2309 to 6790 code for a protein of 1493 amino acids. The transcript has 24 exons. The record is from RefSeq and is a predicted model, not a curated record. Gene Ontology annotation, biological process: small GTPase-mediated signal transduction; positive regulation of ERK1 and ERK2 cascade. Lineage: Eukaryota; Metazoa; Chordata; Mammalia; Pholidota; Manidae.
AACUAGAUUCUGUAUUUGUGAGGCUUAAUUUUACAUUUAAAUGCAAAUUUUGUGUGUUCUUUAGAAAUUUUUGGAGAAAACAAAUAAGUUUUAUGGAAACCUAAAUUCUUAAAUGAUCACAUAACUUUGAAAGUAUGACUUGUCUUUGUUCAGAGUAAUAUUUAGUUUUACUGAAGUAAGAACUUUACCUUUCUAGUCUUACAAGUAGCAUAAUUCAGAUUGGCAGAUCUGAACAUAGUGUUGUUCAGAAAGUAACUCAUCAUUUACUCGGGGGGCAUUGAAGAACUAAUUUGGGGUCGAUGGCAGCUAAUGACAAGAUGUCUUUGUGGCAGUCACUCGAGUCCUUUGUAAUAACAUCUGCCUCUCAAGUAAUGCUUUCUCUUAUGCUACACAUCUGUUUCUCUCAAAAUAGUGUUAAGGGAGUAGAGUAGUUCUAUUUGGUUUGUUCAUUGAUUGUUAUUCUCAUAGCUGAGUUGCAGGAAAGCCUACUGGAGGAAUAUUUUACCUUGGAAACUAAUCUUACUUUGGCCAAUGGGAGGCAUCAUUACAACUUUAAGUGUAACCUAGAGGAAUUUAAGCCAUAGGUAACUUGUGGUGGAAGCAUGAAGAGUAAGAGUGCUGGAGGAAUUGUGUUACCAGAUUGGAAAGAGUGUGGCAAAAUUUAAAUUUUUCCUGUAAUUUUUAUUUUAAAAUGAGGUUUCCUUUUAGUCCAAGCUCAGUUUGCAAGUUAAUCAUUUUCUUCUCUGAUUCCUUCUGGGUUUUACUGGCCUCUUGUCUCUUUCUAGGAAUCGAGUGUUAGGCUGUCGGAAAGUACUCUGUUGCAUAGAUUAUUCUUCCUCAGAGUACUUGGUGUUGCUGCAGGAUGGCUCUUGUGCCCGGGAAUUUUUUUUUUUCAGCUUUCCUUUACAAAAUGAAAUUCUAUUGUUUCCCCUUAAAUUUACUAUUUACACACAAAUCUUACUACUUGUUUUGGUAUUUUUAACUUAGAGUGUUCCUGAAGAUUAUUUCUUUCAAAACAGUUAUUUGAUAAGCAGGAAGUUUUGCAAGCAGAAACCCCCUGAAUUAGCAGCAUCAUGAAUACAUACAUAUGUAGGCUAGGCUGCCUUAUGAAUUUGCAGUGCAGGAGUAUCUAACAAGAGCUGAUUAUUGUCCCUUGGGAGGACAACACUGUGUUAAAUUCGAAUAAUAAUAUUAGGAAAUAUGGCUUCCCAAAUAAACCUGUGUAUCAAUGCACAGAAUUAAAAAUUAAAGUGAAUUUUUAAAGCAAAAAUAGUGCCUAAGGCAUUUUUUUUCUUGCAGAAUUUAGUUUGCUGACAUGUCUCACAGAAGGGUGUGUGUUUAUGAGUGUGUGUGUUUGCAAUAAAUUGCUCUUUGGGCUACAUCUGCAGAUACAGUAGCCAAUUGAUCUAAUGCAGUUUCUGAAGGCCUUCUAUACAGGUGAUGUCAUCCUUUUAGCUCUAUUCUCCUCCCCCUCUCUUUCCUUCUUAUUAGAUAUUUCAUCUUACUGCAGAGCAUAGAAUCAAUAGGAGCUCCUCCUUAGGGAGCUGCUGUGAAACAGGCAAGGACAGUAGGAAUUAAGACACUAACAUAUAGUCUUGCUUUAGCAGAAGAUGUAGUGUUUUUGUAUUAUAUCAUAUAUAAAUUUUCAACCAGAAAAGCCAGGUCUAGAUCAACAGUACUGUCCUCCUGAUUCAUUAAAACAAGAAGCAAUACUGCAGAGCUGUAAAAGGGUAUGUGAGAAGAGAAAAUUUUAAUUUUGGAGAUUCUCAGACAUUCUACAAGACAAACCUGUUAGAGCGUGUAUCUUCUAACUUCCAUUUAUUUGCUCUGUGGUUGAUUUUUUUUCUUUUUUUUAAACCUCUGGUGGUUAAGAAUAUAAAGAAACUUUAUCUUAAGGAUACAGUGUUCUGGUUUGCUUCUGAUGCAGAAGAAUUACUGCAGUGCUUGUUCUACCAAAUGAAAUAAGUUGAAGAAAAGACAAAGCUGUAUUACAGGAGGAAAGGUUUCUCAGAAUCCAGGAACACAGAUUCGGUGCAUGCUGCUGUAUUUGCUCCGAUUGAUACAGUAUUAACUGUUGUGUUACCAUUGUGCAUGUCUGUGCCAGGUGCCUGAGGAAGCAUGUGUAUGUCUGUAUGUUCUGAGCCAGAAAUACAAGCAUCUUGAUUUACUGUGAUUUGCUUGUUAGAAGUGAACGUUUUGAUGAAAACUUGCAGUUAUUUAGAACGAUAGACCAAGCUACCGAAAGCUCCUGAUUUUGGUUUGAAAGGGAUUUGGAGAAGCUGCCUUUAUAUAACACUGCAAAUGGCGUAUGAUUUGUAAAAAGAAACUUAACAGAAUUUUGUCAACAUACUCCUCAGUAGAAAGGAAACUACCCUUUCCAGCCCAGGAAAUGGCUUUUCUUGUUCGCUGUUAUGCCAAUUGUCUUCAGCCAUGGGCCGCCAAACUUCCAGCCGAUCUUACCAAGAUGCAUAUCACAGACAACCCUCAUCCACAGGUGACUCAUGUGUCUUCUAGUCAGUCUGGUUGUAGCAUCGCCAGUGACUCUGGGAGCAGCAGUUUAUCUGAUAUCUAUCAGGCUACAGAAAGUGAGGUGGGAGAUGUAGAUUUAACACGUCUACCAGAAGGACCUGUCGAUUCUGAAGAUGAAGAAGAAGAAGAGGAAGAGAUGGAUCGAACAGAUCCGUUGCAGGGGCGAGAUAUUGUUCGGGAAUGUCUUGAAAAAGAACCUGCAGACAAAACUGAUGAUGACAUUGAACAGUUACUGGAGUUUAUGCACCAGCUCCCUGCUUUUGCAAACAUGACCAUGUCUGUAAGGAGAGAACUCUGCUCAGUGAUGAUUUUUGAAGUGGUAGAGCAGGCUGGAGCUAUUAUUCUUGAAGAUGGGCAAGAGCUUGAUUCAUGGUAUGUUAUUUUAAAUGGUACUGUAGAAAUCAGUCAUCCAGAUGGAAAAGUUGAAAAUCUCUUCAUGGGGAAUAGUUUUGGAAUUACUCCCACUCUGGAUAAGCAGUACAUGCACGGAGUUGUUAGGACUAAAGUAGAUGAUUGUCAGUUUGUCUGCAUAGCCCAGCAGGAUUAUUGGAGAAUUUUAAAUCAUGUGGAAAAAAAUACCCAUAAAGUUGAGGAAGAGGGAGAAAUUGUUAUGGUGCAUGAGCACCGUGAGCUAGAUCGGAGUGGAACCAGGAAAGGACACAUUGUGAUUAAGGCAACACCUGAGCGUCUCAUCAUGCAUUUAAUAGAAGAGCAUUCCAUUGUGGACCCGACUUAUAUAGAAGAUUUCCUUUUAACUUAUAGGACAUUUCUUGAAAGUCCUUUGGAUGUUGGGAUCAAACUGUUGGAAUGGUUUAAGAUUGACAGCUUAAGGGAUAAGGUAACUCGGAUUGUAUUAUUAUGGGUAAACAAUCAUUUUAAUGAUUUUGAAGGUGAUCCUGCUAUGACUCAAUUUCUGGAGGAAUUUGAAAAAAAUCUGGAAGAUACAAAAAUGAAUGGUCAUCUCCGGUUACUGAAUAUUGCCUGUGCUGCAAAGGCUAAGUGGAGACAGGUUGUGCUACAGAAGGCUUCUCGGGAGUCUCCCCUGCAUUUCAGCCUUAACGGAGGAAGUGAGAAGGGAUUUGGUAUUUUUGUUGAAGGAGUGGAACCUGGCAGCAAAGCUGCUGAAGCAGGACUGAAACGUGGUGAUCAGAUAAUGGAAGUUAAUGGGCAAAACUUUGAGAAUAUUACAUUUGUGAAGGCCCUUGAAAUUUUGAGGAAUAAUACUCAUCUUGCACUUACUGUAAAGACCAACAUUUUUGUGUUCAAAGAGUUACUCAGUAGGACUGAACAAGAGAAAUCUGGUGUUCCUCAUAUUCCCAAAAUUGCUGAAAAAAAAAGUAAUCGCCAUUCAAUCCAGGAUAUGCCAGGAGACAUUGAACAGACAUCACAGGAGAGAGGAAAUAAGAAAGUAAAAGCAAAUACUGUUUCAGGUGGAAGAAAUAAAAUCAGGAAAAUUCUGGAUAAAACACGAUUCAGCAUCUUGCCUCCAAAAUUGUUCAGUGAUGGAGGUCUGAGCCAAUCCCAGGACGACAGCAUUGUGGGGACAAGACACUGUAGGCACAGCCUGGCUAUCAUGCCCAUUCCUGGAACUCUCUCUUCCAGUAGCCCUGAUCUCCUGCAGCCCACCACCAGCAUGUUGGAUUUUUCCAAUCCUUCAGAUAUACCUGAUCAAGUUAUAAGAGUUUUCAAAGCAGAUCAACAAAGUUGCUAUAUUAUCAUCAGUAAAGACACUACAGCUAAAGAAGUUGUUUGUCAUGCUGUUCACGAGUUUGGUUUGACUGGUGCAUCGGACACCUAUUCUCUCUGUGAAGUUUCUGUUACUCCUGAGGGUGUCAUAAAACAGAGAAGACUUCCAGAUCAGUUCUCCAAAUUGGCUGACAGAAUCCAGCUUAAUGGAAGGUAUUAUUUAAAAAAUAACAUGGAAACAGAAACCUUAUGUUCUGAUGAAGAUGCUCAAGAACUAGUUAAGGAAAGUCAACUCUCCAUGCUGCAGCUCAGUACCAUUGAGGUGGCCACUCAGCUGUCAAUGAGAGACUUUGAUUUGUUUCGUAAUAUUGAGCCUACUGAAUAUAUUGAUGACCUUUUUAAAUUAGAUUCCAAAACCGGGAAUACUCACUUGAAAGAAUUUGAGGACAUUAUUAACCAAGAGACAUUCUGGGUUGCAUCAGAGAUUUUAACUGAAUCAAAUCAGCUGAAACGAAUGAAGAUUAUUAAGCAUUUUAUUAAAAUUGCACUUCAUUGUCGAGAAUGUAAAAACUUCAAUUCCAUGUUUGCAAUAAUAAGUGGCUUGAACCUGGCAUCUGUAGCACGACUCAGAGGUACCUGGGAAAAGUUACCAAGCAAGUAUGAGAAACACCUCCAAGAUCUGCAAGACCUUUUUGAUCCAUCUAGAAACAUGGCCAAGUAUAGAAAUAUUCUUAGUAGUCAAAGCAUGCAGCCUCCAAUUAUUCCACUCUUCCCUGUUGUCAAGAAAGAUAUGACAUUUCUACAUGAAGGAAAUGACUCCAAAGUAGAUGGCUUGGUAAAUUUUGAGAAGCUAAGAAUGAUUGCCAAGGAAAUCCGUCAGGUUGUUCGAAUGACUUCUGCUAACAUGGACCCAGCUAUGAUGUUCCGACAGAGGAAGAAGAGGUGGCGAAGUCUGGGGUCAUUGAGUCAAGGCAGCACAAACUCAAAUGUGCUGGAUGUUCAGGGUGGUGCUCACAAAAAAAGGGCUCGCCGCAGCUCUCUGCUUAAUGCCAAGAAACUCUACGAGGAUGCCCAAAUGGCAAGGAAAGUGAAACAGUAUCUUUCCAGUCUGGAUGUAGAGACGGAUGAGGAGAAGUUUCAGAUGAUGUCAUUGCAGUGGGAACCUGCAUAUGGUACCUUGACGAAGACUUUAAAUGAGAAAAGAUCAGCCAAAUCAUCUGAAAUGUCUCCAGUACCUGUGAGGUCAGCUGGCCAGACAGCCAAAGCUCAUUUGCAUCAGCCCCACAGGGUAAGCCAGGGACUUCAGGUGCCUGCCGUUAACUUGCAUCCCAUCAGGAAAAGGGGACAAGCGAAGGACCCUGCCACACUGAGUACAAGUAUAUCUCAAAAAGUUUUAGGGACAGCCGAAGAAAUGAGUGUUAAGAAACACACAGAAGAUACUCUCUCUGUGGCAUCGUCCAUGCAUUCUAGUCCUCCUGCGUCUCCUCAAGGCUCCCCUCGCAAAGGUCAUACACUUAUGCCAUCAGCUAAAUCUGACAACUUGUCUGACUCCAGCCAUAGUGAGAUUUCGUCACGGUCCAGCAUCGUGAGCAACUGUUCUGUUGACUCCAUGUCUGCAGCUCUACAGGAUGAACGGUGUUCCUCCCAGGCUGCAGCAGUCCCUGAAUCCUCUGGGGCCUCGGAAAAGACAGAGUCGUCCUCCGGAGUGGGAGACCACAUUCAGCUUGGCCCUGGGUGGACACUCUCAAAGCCAUCUCUGGUCAAGAAUUUAGCUGUCUCUUCUUCCAUGAGCAGUGAAGAGAUAUCUCAUGAGCAUAUCAUUAUAGAAGCAGCUGACAGUGGUCGUGGAAGUUGGACUUCCUGUUCUAGCAGCUCGCAUGAUAACUUCCAAAGCCUUCCAAACCCAAAAGGCUGGGAGUUUCUAAACUAUCGUCACACCCAUUGGGAUGGUCCCAUUGCUGAAGUUGAACCUGCUGACUGUGAGCCCUGUUCAUGUCCUAAAGGCCGCGCCAGAACUUGUGGUCAUUGUAAAGGAAGCCUAGAGAACAGGCAGAUGAGGCAGAGUUGGGCCUCCUCCAGUUCUCUGUCUGACACAUGCGAACCAAACUAUGGAACAGUUAAACGGAGGGUGUUGGAGAGCACCCCAGCUGAGUCACCCGAAGGCUUGGACCCCAGGGACAGCACUGACCCAGUUUAUAAAACUGUUACUUCAAGUACAGAAAAGGGUUUGAUUGUGUACUGUGUCACCUCACCCAAGAAGGAGGAUAGGUAUAGGGAGCCACCUCCCACUCCUCCAGGAUACAUGGGGAUUUCUUUAGCGGACCUAAAGGAAGGACCCCACGUGCGCCUGAAACCUCCAGACUAUAGUGUGGCGGUGCAGAGGUCAAAGAUGGCGCACGAAAGCCUCUGUAGACUGCCACCAGCUUCUCUCAGUAGCAGCCCUGUGGCCUGUAUUCCACCGAAGAUUGUCACUCAGCCCCAGAGGCAUAAUUUGCAGCCAUCCCAUCCUAAACUAGCAGAUGUGAUCGAUGCAGAUAGCGAAGCAGAUGAAAAUGAACAGGUUUCAGCAGUCUAGCAUUUUGACCAUUGAAGGCCUGCUGGAAGUCGGUGAGGAAAGAGUGGGCAGAUCCACCUCACGGCCCUGCUCAAGGGGCAAACAGCUCCUUGCUGCCGCUGCCCAGGGAGGGGUUCUGUGCCCUGUGCUCCGAGCAGCACCAUGGCCCAAAGCCCUGCAUCCUCCCCUUUCAUCCUCGCAGAUGCAUCUCUUCUCCGCUACGGAUGUGCCUGGACACCGGUCUUCAGUUCACACACCAGACCUGCCUUGGGACCACAGUUACUCUAACACAUUCAAACUCAAGAGUCCUCCCUGUAUAUAUUACUAUAGAUUUUUCUUUAACAUGUUUUUUUUAAGAUAGCAGUUGGUAAAAGUAUUUCCAAGCCAUAGCUUGGACUAAUGGACAAAUUCAAAAUGUCUGCCAAUACCAAGGCUAGUUUCAUGUCUUGAAAACUAACUUAUUGCUUGAAGUUUUGUGGUUUUGUUUGUAUUUGGGAGCUCUCAUUAGCUGAUGUUUAAUGUUAGAGGCCAUAAAACUACCCCUGGUCUGACCAAGCAGAAGACAUCCUUACAGGACGAUAUGCUUGGUCUUUCCAGAGGUGGACCUUGGUCUGUCACACCAGUGCCAUUUGGGGGAAUCUGUCUGAGUGGAGGAGGAGGCCCUUGGCGGUGGGGGUGUUAGGAAGGAAAACAGUGCCACCUGCCGGUCCGACCUGGAAGGCCAAGUGCAGCUGCCUCAGGUUUGCUUACCAGUCCUGUGGGAAAAGGAGGCUAUGAGGGGGUGAGUAGCAGCCCUAAUUUCCAAAGAAUGAAAUUUUUAUGUUAAAUAACAUGUAUGCCAAGUCUUUCUGAAGUGAAAGUUAUGCUGCAUCUAACAUCAAUUAAAAGUAUAAAUCCAAUAAAUAAGAGAAUGGGUUGUUGAGAGUUCUUUAGAAACCCCAAACUAAAAUGUUUCACAAAUCAAAUUGGAGUCUUUUUUUAAAGGAAGUCUGAUCCUCUGUGGAUUCAGCUUUAUGCAGCGCUGUGUUCUGUCCUCUGCCAUCCCCAAGCACAGGCUGUGUUCAAUCUCGAUAAAACUGCAGCUCCUGGCUGCAAAAAGUGACCUGCAAAAGCUGUGAGCCCCCCAGGCAUAUAACUGGUUGGGGUUCUGUGGGGGCAGGGGGGCCACAAUUGUGGGAAUGAAUCUUUGUUCUGGGUUCUCAGUUUAGUCCUUGAGAGGAAAGAGAUUAACAGGCUGUUGAGCAUGGCACUCUUCAGUAUUUCAUUAAAAUUUCAGUGACUGUUUACUGGAUAAGCUAGACUUUUCACAUUUUUUACAAAUUAAAUGUUUUCUGAAUUUAAAUUUUUUCCAUUUGCUUUUUAGUGUAAAGGCGAGUGAGAGUUUAAUAAACGUCUGUGACUACCAAAAAAAAAGCCAAAGCCAUUAACGUGCACUUCCCAGGUCAGCCUGGAGCCACAGCGAGUCCGCCUCUGCCUUGGUUGCCCAUAGGCAGGUUUGUAGGAUUUACGUAGCUGGUUUGUGUCUUCCUUCUCUAAUUCUUUUCUUUUUUUCUAUCAUAAUUUCUUCCCUCUCUCUACAUGCUUAUCCCCUUCAUUUUAAAACCAUAAAAUGAUUCCAAGUGGUAAAUGGCAGUAGUCCAUCUUUUCCAUCAAAAUGAUCAUCUCUUCAUUUUAGGAAAAAGUAGCAUUUCUGAAAAAUUCCCCUGGGCCAAAAACAUUAAUCUGAAACUUAAGCAUUAGACAUUAACCCCAGGUAUGUUAGAAUAAGGCUGCUAUAGCUCGCGGUCCAUUCAGAUGAAAAAUGGCCUGGAUCAAAAAUCCUGGCUUGAAAAGUCACACUAGUGAUUUGACCUGUAAACAGUUUUAUAGUCCUCUGAUCAGUUUUUCUUUCACUGAUUUACACAAUAUUGUUUUCAUAUCCAGAGCACACUGAAGAAAGUGAAAGAUAUUUUUAUUAGAACCAUCUUUUUUAUCAAGUUUGGGUAUCUGUUCCCAUCAUUUUAUAUCCCUUACCCCAGAAAAAUGUGCUCUUUGCACAGAAUCUGUUUAUUUCCAGGUCUUUCAAACCAAAUGAGAGCCUUUCCCUUCUUUGUCCUUACAGUGCCGGUAACAUCUCACACAGUCGGCAGCUUGGGGCUUGGGGCUUGGGACUUGCACCUAGCUGCCUUUAUUUCAUCUGCUUGAACUGUGAGUUUUUGGAUUAGCUGAUCACAUUGAUCAGGAACUAAAGCCAAGUGCUUUGUAGUUUGCUAUAUAUGUAUCCCUUAAAAACUUGUGGAGUUUGAUUUUUGUAUUUUAGUUUAGGGUGCAUUCCUGCCUUCUCCUAGUUUGUCAAACCAGGACUAGAACAAGAGAAGCCUUCACCUGUAUUUGCUCUGACUCUAAAUCCUCAUUUGUUUUUAUUGUAUAAAUGUAUGACUUUAAUGGAAAGACUAGUGCCCACGUCCCACCUCAACUCUGAAUCUGCCACGACGUUGAAGUAGUAAAUCUGCAGUGCAAACUUUUGCCAAAUAAGUUUCAAUAACAACCUCUUCAUAAUGAAGGACUUUCAGAAUUAAUAAAUCCAGUAUAUCCAUAAAAGUUUAUUGCAACUAAGAAAUUCUUACUUCCUCCAAAUGAUUACUUUCAAUAUGGUCUUGGGGAGAAAAAGACUUAAAUGGUUUUCCACAAGGAUGAUGUCACACUGUCAUUGUCUGCAUAACCUUGAGAAUCUCUCCCAGGCUGGAACCGUGGCCGUGAUCAUAGGGAUUUCCAAGGACAAGCCUAAUUUCUAUAAAGCAUUGUCUCCACUACAAGAAGAAGGGGAGAAACAGUUUCCUUGUAUAUUCAAAACAAUGGAUAUUAUUAUGAUAUAUUUUUAAGUUUCUCAAAAAAAUGUAAUAGUGACCCUUUAGCAUUACUGUAAAGGCUGGAACAAAGGGAUAAACCUUCAGGAAUGUGUUACAGUACAUUUUCAGAUUUAAACUUGAACCCCAGCUCAACUUUAGCUUUUUCUGUGCUUUUUUAAGGCUUCUUUGAGUUUUGGUACACAGAAUGCAGUUGUAUUUGGUGUUUUAAAGUUGAAACGUGAGCUUGUGAGCAAAAGACAGAAAAAAACUGCACAGUUGUGAUAAACAACAGUCACACUGCACGGUCCAGUGAUGGUAGGGCAGCCUGUGCCGAGCAAUGUCUGUCUCCUACUUUUUGAUACCUCUUCAACUUAUGUCUUUCAGAAAGACAGUGCCUCUGUAUGCUUUUUUGUAUUUUUACUGAGUACAAAUACUUGUUAUAUUUUUGGUUAAGAGAAUGUAAAAGUACCAUUUAUUAUUAUUAUACCUCCUAAUUCAUUGGUGGAAUCAAUAAAAAAUCUACAUGAA